AUGUCAUCAUUCGCAAGUUCGACGUUUUUAUUGAUCGUGACUUUCAGCGACUACCUCUUUAAACUUCUUCUCAUUGGUGACUCUGGAGUUGGAAAAUCUUGCCUGCUUCUUCGAUUCGCCGAUGAUACUUACACCGAAUCCUACAUAUCCACCAUUGGAGUAGAUUUCAAGAUCCGUACUAUCGAACUGGACGGUAAAACUAUCAAGCUCCAGAUUUUUGUUAGAGAGAACAGAAUUUGCUUCCAGUGGGAUACAGCUGGUCAGGAACGUUUCCGCACCAUUACGUCGAGCUACUAUCGAGGUGCUCACGGAAUAAUUGUCGUCUAUGACAUCACUGACCAAGAGUCGUUCAAUAACGUGAAACAGUGGCUGCAGGAAAUCGACCGAUACGCUUGCGAAAAUGUUAAUAAGCUUUUGGUUGGAAACAAGUGUGAUCUAACCGCUAAGAGAGCUGUAGAAACCCAGGCUGCUAAGGAGUAUGCUGACCAACUCGGAAUACCGUUCCUGGAGACAUCGGCCAAGUCUUCAACAAAUGUUGAACAGGCGUUCUUGACAAUGGCAUCUGAGAUUAAGUCACGCAUGGGCCCUGUACAAGGAGCGGGUGGCGCUCCAGCUGUGCGCAUCACAGGUUCACAACCGGUGCAGGACAAGAAGACUGGUGGAUGCUGCUGA
Molecule: messenger RNA, 672 nt
Organism: Haemonchus placei
Lineage: Eukaryota; Metazoa; Nematoda; Chromadorea; Rhabditida; Trichostrongylidae
Source: the annotation of a GenBank genome assembly